GUUCGCACGCACUGCUCCUUAUACCGCACAAGUCUACCAUCACCGCACAAAUCCCCAUCCCUUGGCCGCUACAAUCUAGCCUCUCCUACCCACUACCUAUAUACAACUGGUGUGGUUUGACCGCAGCAGUGACCCCACGGCUUGCCCUAGGCAGAGGAUCCAUAGGUGAAGCUAAGGCUUGAAGAGAAGGGAAGAAGCAUACUCGACAUGUCUGGUCGAUCGAAGCCAUAACCCCGCGACUAUAUCCCUGCCUCUUGAUCUCGAUUCAAAACAUGUCGACCCCCGACAUCUCACAACUGACCGCGGCUCAACAAGAAGCUCUACAAACCUACACCUCCGUCACCGAUCAAGACCCCAUUGCCGCAAUCCCGCUCCUACAGCGAUGCGAAUGGAACGUUCAGAUCGCUGUGGCCCGCUUCUUUGACGGAGAACCCGCAAGCGAUCCUCUCACCGAAGCACAGUCACAACUGCCCACUGCCUCCGCUCGUCAAACCACAAACUUGCAGUAUGAGUCUCUUCUGGCCGCAACUCAGUCGUCUCCCAGGACAACCCGGGUGAGUCCCGAGGAUGUAGUCACACGAGUUGACACGAGUGGGACAGUCAAUGAACCAGUCUACCGUCCUUCGACAUUGUUCUCCAUAAUAUUCACUCCGGUGAACAUCCUGUACCGAGUAUUCACAACCGUGUUGUCACCAUUUGGGUUCCUUGUUCCCACAUUUCUCUCGCGCCUCUUUCAUCGCCUACUCUACCAGUCUCAGGCGCAGUCACGCACUCAGAGGCGAGCUCUACCGCCAGCCGAGAAUGCAAGGAGAUUUAUACGAGAAUUCAGUGAAGAGUAUGGGACCGAGGGUCACGAUGGAGAAUCAUCUGCACCUCUCUUGCCUUUUACGGAGUCCGGGUUCAACUUGACCCUCGACACCGCCAAAAAGGACCUCAAAUUCAUGCUUGUGGUCCUACUCUCCCCUAGUCACGACGACAAUAAUACCUGGAUCCGAGAGACCUUACUCUCCCCGCAAUUCAAAUCAUUCCUCGACUCGCAUCGUUCUGACCUGAUACUUUGGGGCGGUGAUGUGCGAGAUUCAGAAGCCUACCAGGUGUCUGCCAGUCUACAGUGUACCAAAUUCCCCUUUGCGGCACUGAUAUGUCAGGGCUCGGAACCAGGAUCGGGAUCCCCAUCUGGGGCAAUGACAGUUGUCAUGCGCGCCGUAGGACCUACGUCGGCACCGGAAUUGGUUGCAAAGAUAGCCUCGGCGAUGACCGCGCAUCAGACGCAGCUUACUGCGGCGAGGGCCCAGCAGGCAGAACGCCAGGCUACCCAGAAUCUACGAAUGGAGCAAGAUUCGGCUUACGAGAGGUCGUUGGCGCAGGAUCGCGAGAGGGCACGCCGCAGACGGGAGGAGGAGGAAGCGGCAAGAAAAGCAGAAAUGGAGGCUCAAGAACAGGCAAGAUUGGCGGAGAAGAGGAAGAGGGAUUUGGAGCAGUGGAAAAGAUGGCGUGCUCAGUCGCUUCCGGGAGAACCGGACACGGAGCUCAAGGACGCCAUUCGAGUGAGCGUUCGCUUGCCAUCUGGGGAACGAGUAAUUCGAAGAUUUCGAGCGGACGCCGACAUGGAAGAGCUGUAUGCCUUUGUGGAAUGCUACGAGAUGGUCAAAUCCCGAGAUUCAGAGAAGCAAGGCGAGGAAGAUGAGGACGAUUAUGAUGUGGAGGAGCCAGAGGGGUAUGAGCAUGAAUACAAGUUCCGACUUGUCUCGCCUAUGCCCAGAACAGUGUUUGAUUUGGAAAAGGGAGGUUCGAUAGGCACAAGGGUCGGCAAAGGCGCGAACCUGAUUGUGGAACCUAUUGAGGAGGACGAGGAAGAUGAAAAUGAGGACGAAGAUUGAGGCAUUAUGGGUGCUGUGUUUGCACCAUUGAAAUAGACUUGGCUGGCCCUAGAAGGUUUGGUGGACAAGCGGACGCCCACUGCAGCCUUUAUAGAAGCGCCAGAUCUUCGAGUAUGUAGCAUUUGGUGAGUAUUAGCAGGAGGCGGCCAGGAUUUUAUUUUCUCUGAUAAUAAGCGAGGCCUUUGUCCAUUCUGGUGAUGGGAUUGAAAGUCCUGAUCGGAAAGAUUCUUUACUCUCUUGCAAGUUUGUUAUGUUCAAC
Molecule: messenger RNA, 2139 nt
Organism: Cladophialophora immunda
Lineage: Eukaryota; Fungi; Ascomycota; Eurotiomycetes; Chaetothyriales; Herpotrichiellaceae
Exons: 1
Coding region: 273-1880 (535 amino acids)
Cellular component (GO): endoplasmic reticulum
Molecular function (GO): ubiquitin binding
Source: RefSeq, a predicted model, not a curated record